This is a messenger RNA of Oncorhynchus tshawytscha (Chinook salmon), 2106 nucleotides long. RefSeq names its product homeobox protein Meis1. Bases 695 to 1585 code for a protein of 296 amino acids. NCBI's taxonomy places the organism in Eukaryota, Metazoa, Chordata, Actinopteri, Salmoniformes, Salmonidae. The record is from RefSeq and is a predicted model, not a curated record. The transcript is spliced from 8 exons.
GGCCACCACUACUUCCGGGUUUCGGCAGUCUGGUCCAUAUCCACUCCUCAGUCGCGUUUCCCAACUACUCGCACCCAUUGUACACAAACCAACGAGGAGUUGGCGACUGAGCACAGCAUCGAUCGAGGGCUGCUCCUUUAAGAAAGACUAAGCCUGAAUUAUCACCCCACCUCCUCCUGAUCUCCUUUACAGGGCUUUUGCGUUUUAAAAAAUCAACCCAGGAGCCGAGAGUGAUCAAAAGAAAAACGAGUGAGCUGAAUGUUUUGUGUGCAUUUGACUAUUCACAUUAGGUGUGCUAACCCGUGGAAGCGCGGCGCGGAUCAUCAUUCAUUCCGGGCUACUUUGACAAGCCUCGGCGUUUGAUUGACAGGCGUGGUGGCAAAAAGCCACGAGACUUCGCUAGUUUUGUUUUGAGGGGUAUUUUCAUACUGUUUUUUGGGAAAAUAAGACUGGGGUUUCUCUCCCUAUGCCACUGCCCUGGGGAUAGCUCAGGCCCUAUUCGCGGUUGCUUUGGACUGAACUUGAGCUGAAGAGGGCUGGCUUGAAUUCAUCGUUGCAUUUCUCUUGCAAGAAAUACGGAUUCUUGAAAGAUUUCGCAUUUGGAAUUUGCGUUUUUAUUUGUUCUUCACCCUGGCCUCUUAGGGGAUAUAUCCGAAGCGAAAGGAGAGAAGAAGAGAGGGACUAGAGGAGGGAUAUGGCGCAGCGGUACGAAGACUUGCCCCACUACGGGAUGGACGGGGUGGGUAUCCCCACCACCAUGUACGGCGACCCGCACGGUGCCCGCUCCAUGCAGGCCGUCCACCUCAACCACGGCCCCCAGCUACACUCACACCAGUACCCGCACACAGCCCACAGCAACGCCAUGCCGCCUAGUAUGGGCUCGUCCGUCAACGACGCCCUGAAGAGAGAUAAAGACCAGAUAUAUGGGCACCCCCUGUUCCCCCUGCUUGCACUGAUUUUUGAGAAAUGUGAAUUAGCGACUUGCACGCCCAGAGAGCCUGGGGUCGCGGGAGGAGACGUUUGUUCAUCGGAAUCUUUCAAUGAAGAUAUAGCAGUGUUUGCAAAACAGAUUCGGGCAGAAAAGCCGUUAUUUUCAUCAAAUCCAGAACUGGAUAACCUGAUGAUUCAAGCCAUUCAAGUCUUACGGUUUCAUCUUCUGGAGUUGGAAAAGGUACACGAACUAUGUGACAAUUUCUGUCACCGGUACAUCAGUUGUCUGAAAGGAAAGAUGCCCAUCGACUUGGUGAUCGACGACAGAGAGGGCGGAUCAAAAUCGGACAACGAGGAAAUAACAAGAUCAUCCGGGCCUCUUGAUCAGACUUCCUGGAACAGAGAACACGAUGACACGGCAUCCACGCGCUCCGGAGGCACACCUGGUCCGUCAAGCGGGGGACACACAUCACACAGCGGGGACAACAGCAGCGAACAAGGCGACGGCAUGGACAACAGUGUGGCUUCGCCGAGCACAGGAGACGAAGACGACCCGGACAAAGAGAAGAAAAGGAACAAGAAGAGAGGCAUCUUCCCUAAAGUGGCCACCAACAUCAUGAGAGCCUGGCUCUUCCAGCACCUAACGGUGAGUUGAGCAUCUCUGCCUCCUGCAACAUCUCUGUUUUUACUCCUGGUCCUGUCUGUCUCCUUAGAGUCUUUACUAUCUGUUUUUAAACACACACACGCACGCACGCAUGCACACACGCACACACACACACACACACGCACACGUGCACAUGCAUGCACUGAGGCAAUGCUAGAGGCAACCGGCUGUGAUCGGGAGGCCAAUUUGCCAAGCAGGGGGGCGUCAUUGUAGAUAUGAAUUUGUUCUUACCUGACUUGCCUAGUUAAAUAAAAAAUGAAUAGAUUAAAAAAACACACACACACACACACACACAUGCAUAUUCAUACAUCAUGUUACACAUGAACAUAGUGUUUCUCAGACACACACAUUUUUCAGACCUCCUCCUUUCCAACAAUGUCUCCCGGCUCAUAGUGUGAAUACCCGGAACUUCACACAACAGAGAGGGCUCUGUGUAAUAUAGGAUCUCUCUCUCUCUCUCUGUCUCUCUCUCUCUCUCUCUCUCUCUCUCUCUCUGUCUCUGUCUCUCUCUG